Molecule: messenger RNA, 192 nt
Organism: Penicillium lagena
Lineage: Eukaryota; Fungi; Ascomycota; Eurotiomycetes; Eurotiales; Aspergillaceae
Exons: 2
Coding region: 1-192 (63 amino acids)
Source: RefSeq, a predicted model, not a curated record
AUGCAAACAUCGACUGGAUUACCUGGGUUGCUAAUUGCUUUAAAAAAUCGUUACAACCUGCUGUAUCGCGAAGAAGAACGUGAGAUGACUAAGUUCUGCAAUGCAACUGACGCGACUGUUAUACCGGUAAUGAAGCGCCCUGGCUACAUUCAUCUACACUUCUAUCGACUAAUCCUGGUCUUUCUUAUCUAG